This is a messenger RNA of Marasmius oreades (fairy-ring Marasmius), 390 nucleotides long. RefSeq lists its product as uncharacterized. The record is from RefSeq and is a predicted model, not a curated record. The coding region runs from base 1 to 390 and encodes 129 amino acids. The transcript is spliced from 2 exons. NCBI's taxonomy places the organism in Eukaryota, Fungi, Basidiomycota, Agaricomycetes, Agaricales, Marasmiaceae.
AUGAUGGAAACUUGGAGGUGCAUGGGAGACGUAAAGAUGCGGAUGUGUCGGUAUUUGGGCGGUACCAACCUUUCUGUCUCAUUGACCGUCAUUGACCGUCACCACCAACGUGCCCGGACCACAUGCGGAGCGAUAUCUGCGCCGUUACAGAAUCGCUGCCUAGAUUAUGAUUAUCAACCUACCGGCUUGCGUCGUACCCGUGAAUUUUCGUACUCAUGGGGGAUGGUUGGUUGGUUUUUUUCGGGUCAGAAGGACAACUGGUUCUGUGUAAUUCAACCUUGGUACCAACAGUGUUUAGAAAUCCAACGUCAAUCCCCAGAACAUAACAAGUCCCAGAUGAUUCUUGCAGUCGAGAAUUCACCAGCCUCGUCCGGUUACAGAGGCGAAUGA